This is a messenger RNA of Tricharina praecox, 1101 nucleotides long. RefSeq names its product nucleophile aminohydrolase. The coding region runs from base 175 to 996 and encodes 273 amino acids. Gene Ontology annotation, biological process: ubiquitin-dependent protein catabolic process. Gene Ontology annotation, cellular component: proteasome core complex; nucleus; proteasome core complex, alpha-subunit complex. The record is from RefSeq and is a predicted model, not a curated record. NCBI's taxonomy places the organism in Eukaryota, Fungi, Ascomycota, Pezizomycetes, Pezizales, Pyronemataceae. The transcript is spliced from 4 exons.
CAAGAAACAAAAUAAGCAUGGAAUUAAAGAACUCAGUUUUCAUCCCCAACAACUGAACUGAGCCGCAACCUUCAAGCUCUCGCAACUAUCCCCCACCAAACCACCACCAGCAUCUACGACCUCCAAUUCCAUCACCUUCCGCCCAUCCAAACAUCUCUCUAAUCAUCCACAAAGAUGUUUCGGAACAACUACGACAACGACUCGGUCACCUUCUCUCCCCAGGGCCGCAUCUUCCAGGUCGAAUAUGCCCUAGAAGCCAUCAAACAAGGUUCCGCCGCCGUUGGGCUGGUCAGCAAAACGCAUGCGGUGCUCGUGGCUCUCAAGAGGAACGCCGAAGAGCUCGGUUCCUACCAGAAGAAGAUCAUCGGAAUCGACGCCCAUCUCGGAGUAGCCCUCGCCGGUCUCGCGCCCGACGCCCGCGUCCUCUCCAACUUCAUGCGUCAGCAGUCCAUGUCAUCACGACUGCUCUACAACCGCCCGGUCCCCAUCGCCCGCGUCGUCAAUGCGAUCGCCGACAAGGCGCAGGUUAAUACACAGCACUACGGACGCAGGCCGUACGGUGUUGGACUACUGGUUGCCGGUGUCGAUGAGACGGGCCCCCACCUCUGGGAGUUUCAGCCUUCCGGAAUGGUGCUUGAGUACCGUGGCGCGGCGAUCGGUGCCAGGAGCCAGAGUGCCAGGACAUACCUGGAGAGGAAUUUUGAGGGAUUCGAGGAUGCCAGUAGGGAGGAGCUGGUGCUGCAUGGGUUGAGGGCGUUGAGGGAUAGCUUGGCGCAGGAUAAGGAGCUCACGACUGCCAACGUCUCAUUGGCGAUUGUGGGUAAGAAUGAGAAGUUCAAGCUCUACGACGGUGACGAGGUUGCGGACUGGCUGGAGAAGUUGGGAAGCACACAGAGUAGCCGUGGUUCUAGAGGAACUGCUCCGGCUGCCCCUGCGGCGCCACCGGCGGAGAGUAGCGGGGAUGCUGCUGGGGAUUCGAUGGAAGUUGAUGCAUAGAGGUCUGGGAGCUCGUUAGAUAUCAACUGGACAAAACAAAGGGAUGGCGUUCACGAUUCUUACGAGGUCACGGGGGCGGCAUUUGGCAAUCAUAAUGACUGAGGA